AGAGUGAGAGGAAACGCGGUUGAUGAGGGUGGAGAAAGGAGUUCACGUUGGCGGCUUCCCCCAGGGUAGAGCCAAGUAAGCGCGAGCGGAGCAACAAGCUGCUCCCGCCGUCGCAACUGCCUAGCUGGGGAAGGCGCCGCGUGAGAGGCGGCAGGUAAACAGGACGAGACCUGGUCCGGCAGAGGGAGCGAAUCAGAGACGGGGAGGCGGCGGGGGGAAAGGAUAAGACAGACGCGAGCCGCCCUGGUGCAGCCCCUCCAGUCUCCUCAACAACUUUUGCACCCAACAACAGCGAGGCGCGCGCGCGCGCUUGGCGUCCUCUUUUUUUUCUGCGCCUUAAGUCGGGUCUGGAGACAGCGAGCGAGCCCAUCCAUCCCAGGCGGGAGGUUCCUAAAGCGCCAGCCAGCGGCACCACCAAGGUUGCUUGCCCGCCUGCAGGAGGACGACUGUGGAAGAGGCGAGGGUGUGCGCGCGGCAGGAGCAGGCAACUCCCCCUCCCCCUGUGCGUGCGUCCGCGCACUGGGACGGCCAGCCAGCCAGAGCUCUCCGGUGCCGCGAGGAGCAGGGAUUGCAGGCUGGCGGCGCUUUCGCAAAGUUUGUCAGCGCAGAGGCGGCUCCCGGCUCCCCCCAGCAGAAUGCAUCAUGAGGACCCCUCCUCGCCGUCCCUGCAGAGACCCCGCUAUGGCUCUAUUGUGGAUGAUGAACGGCUUUCAGCAGAAGAGAUGGAUGAAAGGCGGCGUCAGAAUAUUGCUUAUGAGUAUUUAUGCCACCUAGAAGAAGCAAAAAGAUGGAUGGAAGUCUGCCUAGAUGAAGAACUGCCACCAACUACUGAACUGGAAGAAGGAUUAAGGAAUGGUGUUUACCUUGCCAAAUUAGCAAAGUUCUUCGCACCAAAAUUGGUGUCUGAGAAGAAGAUCUACGAUGUUGAACAGACACGCUAUAAGCGAUCAGGUCUUCAUUUCCGACACACAGAUAAUACAGUACAAUGGUUACGGGCAAUGGAGUCAAUCGGCUUACCCAAAAUCUUCUACCCAGAGACCACAGAUGUCUACGAUAGGAAGAACAUACCUCGAAUGAUAUAUUGCAUCCAUGCACUUAGUCUAUAUUUAUUUAAACUCGGAAUAGCUCCACAGAUCCAGGAUUUGCUGGGGAAGGUAGACUUCACAGAGGAAGAAAUCAGUAACAUGCGGAAGGAACUGGAAAAGUAUGGCAUACAGAUGCCGUCAUUUAAUAAAAUUGGAGGCAUCCUGGCUAGUGAACUUUCGGUGGAUGAAGCUGCAUUGCAUGCUGCAGUAAUUGCAAUUAAUGAAGCUAUUGAGAAGGGAGUUGCAGAUCAAACUAUCAAAACGUUGAAAAAUCCCAAUGCCAUGGUAGUCAAUGUGGAUGAUGAUCUUGCCCAUGCAUAUCAGAAAGAACUUUCAGAAGCUAAAAAGAGAAAAGAAGAGAAUGCAAGACUGAAGAAUGGCUCCAUUUUGGAGGAGGAAAGAGAUGUAUACGAAGAGUUGUUGACACAAGCAGAGAUCCAGGGAAACAUCAAUAAGGUCAACAUUCACAUAGCUUUAGCCAAAGUGAACGAGGCUAUUGACAGGCAAGAUGAAGUGGCACUGAUGGCAGGCUUGCACAACCCUGCUCUGAGCCUACUUGAAGUUCUGCCGCCAAAUUCCUCAUGGUACCUAGCACGCUUAUUUGACUCUAAAGAGCAGAAAUUGCAGAUAGCAGAGGUGCCAAUUGUGCUCGACAAAAGUGAGAUACAGAAGGAAGUUAGUGUUGCCAAUGGCGAAGCAGAGACUCACAAAUGUAAACUCAUGGCAGUUGACAUUAUCAACACUGCAAUUCGUAAUUGUGACCCGAAUAAGACAAUUGCUGCUCUAAUGAGACCUGAGGCUCAGUUGCCUGAUGUUUACCCAUCUGCUGCUACUGUCUACCAGACUGAGCUCUUCAAUCUUCAGCAACAAAAUGCUGCGAACUACCUGGCUCAUGAUGAACUAUCCAUUGCUGUUGAAAUGCUAUCAGCAGUUGUGCUGCUAAACCAGGCUUUGGAAAAUAAGAACAUACUGGCAACAAAGACUCAUCUCAGCAACCCAUCCAUUGGCUUUAAUAACCUGGAAGAAGAGAAUUUACAACGUUAUGCUGAUACCCUGAUGACUAUCAAGUUGGAAGCUUCAUCUCAAGGGCAAGAAUAUUUAAGCUGGAAUGAUAUCCAGAACUGUAUAGACAUGGUUAAUACGCAGAUUCAAGAGGAAAAUGACAGGAUUGUAGCCGUUGGUCACAUUAAUGAAGCCAUUGACCGGGGAGAUCCUAGAAAAACAGUAGAGGCACUGCUGCUUCCUACAGCAAAACUCCACGAUGUGAAAGAAGAAAAUGCACAUCAUUACCAAGAUGUUCUCAAGAAUGCAAAAAUACUUAAAUGCCAGGAAUGUAAUGAUGAUUCAUCACUCCUUUGGCUGGAUGAGAUACAGAAAGGAAUUUAUGAUGCUAAUGGAAACUUGGAAAAUGCAUCAAAAUUGGCCAUUGGGAUAACAAUGAUAAACCAGUGUUUGGAAAAAGGCGAUUCUUCACAGACUGUAGCCAUUUUACAACCUCCAAACUUCAAUUUGAGAGCUGUCCCGGAGUGUGCUGAAACCUACUACGAUAGCCUAUUGGAAGCCAAGAGUUUAAAAACCAAAGAUCCUGCUGAAGGUCCAUGGAUUGAACUUUUAAUGCAAGGCAAAUAUAACUAUUACUUUAAUGUGGAGACUGAAGAACACACUUGUGUACCACCUGAAGGAAUCAUACCCAAAUCAUCAUGGCUCACUGGUGAAGAGAUCCAGAAUAUUGUUGGCCAAAUUACAUCAGAUUACAACAGAGAACAGCUGUGGUUUGCAAAUGAGGGCCUGAUAAUUCAACUGCAAGCUCAAGCAAGGGGAUUCCUAGUGAGAAAAAAAUACAAGGAAAGAAAAGCAUACAUCCAAAGUCAUGAGCCAUCAGUCAUAAAAAUACAGGCAACCUGGAAGGGAUACAAGCAACGGAAAAUUUACUCUGAGAGAUGUGAGAUGUUUCAAAGAAAUAUUUCUUCUGUUAUCAAGAUUCAAUCAUGGAUCAAAAUGUGGUUAGCUAGAAGAGUGUACAAGAAGCGGCUACAGUACUUUAAAGAUCAUAAUGAAGAAAUUGUAAAAAUUCAAGCCUUUCUUAAAGCAAACAAGGCUAGAGAGGAUUACAGAACAUUGACUGGUUCCGAAAAUCCACCUUUGAAUGUCUUGCGCAAAUUUGUUUACCUCAUGGAUCAGAGUGAUUUAGACUUCCAAGAAGAGCUAGAAGUAACAAGAUUAAGAGAAGAGGUGGUCACAAAUAUCCGAUCUAGUCAACAGCUCGAGAAAGAUCUGAACCUGAUGGAUAUCAAGAUAGGAUUGCUGGUUAAAAACAGAAUAACUUUGCAGGAUGUAGUGUUGCACAGCAAGAAGCUGAAUAAAAAAAGCAAAAAUCAGGUGGAAGAGAUGGUCACUGGGGACAAGCAGGGCAUCAAGGGUUUGAGCAAAGAGAGGAGAAAAAAGUUGGAGGCCUAUCAACAUUUGUUUUAUCUUCUCCAAACUAAUCCAACUUACCUGGCAAAGCUGAUCUUCCAGAUGCCCCAGAAUAAAUCCACCAAGUUUAUGGAUACAGUUAUCUUCACACUGUACAACUAUGCUUCUAAUCAGCGAGAAGAAUACUUGCUUCUGAAGCUGUUUAAAACUGCCUUAGAAGAAGAAAUAAAUUCCAAAGUAGACCAGAUUCAAGAUAUUGUCACUGGAAAUCCUACUGUCAUCAAGAUGGUGGUUAGCUUUAAUCGAGGUGCUCGAGGGCAGAACACUCUGCGUCAGCUGUUGGCCCCAGUGGUGAAGGAAAUAAUAGAUGACAAAUCCCUAGUCAUCAACACAAGUCCUAUGGAAGUGUACAAAGCAUGGGUAAACCAAUUAGAAAUGCAAACUGGAGAGGCCAGCAAAUUGCCUUAUGAUGUAACAACAGAACAAGCCCUGACACACCCUGAAGUAGUGAACCGACUUGAGUCCUCAAUUCAGAGCCUGAGAACAGUAACUGAUAAAGUCCUUGCUUCCAUAGUGUCAUCUCUGAAUUUAAUGCCUUAUGGAAUGAGGUAUAUAGCCAAAGUUCUGAAGAACUCGCUCCACGAGAAAUUCCCAGAUGCAACAGAAGAUGAGCUUUUGAAGAUUGUUGGAAAUCUCCUGUACUACCGAUUCAUGAACCCAGCUAUUGUUGCACCUGAUGGUUUUGACAUCAUUGACAUGACAGCAGGAGGGCAGAUCCAUCCCGAUCAGAGGAGAAAUUUGGGCUCUGUGGCCAAAGUCCUUCAGCAUGCUGCCUCAAACAAUCUCUUUGAAGGGGAAAGCGCACAUCUCUCAUCAAUGAACAGUUACCUCUCUCAAACAUAUGAAAAAUUCAGGAAUUUUUUUCAAGCAGCAUGUGGAGUUCCUGAACCUGAAGAAAAAUUCAAUAUUGAUGAAUACUCUGAUAUGGUGACUCUUAGCAAACCAGUUAUAUAUAUAUCCAUUGAGGAAAUCAUUAACACUCAUUCACUACUGAUUGAACAUCAGGAUGCCAUUGCUCCUGACCCAAAUGACAUCUUGAACGAACUCUUGCAGGGGCUUGGAGAAGUUCCAGAUGUGGAGACUUUUCUUGGAGAAGGAGCUGUUGAUCCCAAUGACCCUAACAAGGAAAACACUCUAAGUCAGCUUGUCAAGACAGAAAUUUCUCUUUCACUGGCCAGGAAAUACGAUUUACGGGAAGGUGAAGAACAAGACAUCAAGGGCCUGAUGAUGAAGACAAAAAGACUUAUUAUUGAUGUGAUACGAGCUCAGCCAGGAGAGACACUUUCAAAAAUCUUGGAGACAACAGCAACUGAGCUUCAGGAAGCUGAGCAUUUAAAAGUGAUAGAAAAGCGUGCAAUCUUGGAUUCUAAAACUCCAGAGAAAAUGAAACACAGUCGAUCUAUUCUUGAAGAAGGGCAGCUACCAUUAGAACAAAAGAAAAGGAAAAUCCAGAGGAACCUCAGGACACUGGAACAAGCUGGAUUGGUUUCAUCUGAAAAUAAGUACCAAGAAAUCAUCAAUGAAAUAGCUAAGGAUAUUCGAAAUCAAAGAAGAUACAGACAACAUCGAAAAGCAGAAUUGGUGAAACUCCAGCAAACAUUGAAUGCACUCAAUUCCAAGAAAGCUUUCUAUGAAGAGCAAAUAGAUUUUUACAACACUUACAUUAAAACCUGUUUAGAUAAUUUAACCAGAAAAAAUUCAAGGAGGUCAAUCAAAUUAAGUGGAAAAGAGGAAGAGAAAGGCAACAAACUUAAGAAUAUUUCACUGAAAUACACAGCAGCAAGGCUACAUGAAAAGGGGGUUAUUCUAGGAAUUGAUGAACUUCAACCUAACCAGUUUAAGAAUGUUAUGUUUGAAAUUACUCCUGGUGAAGAAGUGGGUGACUUUGAUAUCAAAGCAAAAUUCUUGGGUGUGGAGAUGGAGAAGGUGCAGCUCCAUUUUCAGGAUUUGCUUCAGAUGCAGUAUGAAGGAGUUUCUGUGAUGAAAAUGUUUGAUAAAGCUAAAGUGAAUGUAAACCUCCUCAUAUUCCUGCUGAACAAGAAAUUCUAUGGAAAAUGAAGAUGGAUAAUACCUUGGACCCUGCUUAAAAUAAAGUCCCACUUUUGGGACUUUGCUUUUUAACUAUUUGAAGCUAUUUUAUGGCAGACAUUUUUUUUCAAGGAAGUCCCUAAGAAUGUACUUAUGUGCCUUUUUCAUCCUUUGGUAAUACAGUAGAAAAAUAAGAAAAUACAAAUCAGCUUAAACACUUCCAGAUUUCUGUGGUGUUGGUACUUGAUUAAAAAGGAUAUGAUCAGUGGCAUCCAAACAUUGUCUGAUUUAUUUUAAAUAUAUAUAUAUAUAUAUAUAUGUGUGUGUGUGUGUGUGUGUGUGUGUAUGUAUAUGUGUGUGCAGGGCAUUUAUUUGAACAGCACAUAUAGAAAGCAUUUCCCACUAAAAUAUAUAUACCCCAUUUACCAAAUAUAGUUCCCCUUAAGCAAUUACUCAUAGGACUGAAUAAUUUGUGUCUCUAAAGAACAGCUUUGGCAAAUAAUUCUUAAAUGCUAAGGCUUUCUUUUCCAGAGACCUGUCAAUUGUAAAGUGAAUUAUUGUGCAAUUCAAAGUUUUAUAGGUAAUUAUAAAUUUAACAAUUACUGUAUAAAAUAUAUAUUUUGCAAUUCAUUCCUAAUAAAAAUGCACUACUGUCUCUUUGAAAUCUUCUAUACACGACCUUUUAAUUUAUGUGUAAAGGGGCAAUUUGAAUAGUGAUCAAUUUUUUUGCAAUGUUCUUGAGGUAUUUUGAAGAAAUAAAUUGUGCCUGUCUUUUGUAAGAAAAGAAAUAAAAUGAGUAAGAGAAAAAAUAAAUAAAAAUUAAAAAUAAAAAUAAGCAUC
Hemicordylus capensis (graceful crag lizard) is the source of this 6428-nucleotide messenger RNA. It is a transcript of the gene IQGAP2, whose product is annotated as IQ motif containing GTPase activating protein 2. Gene Ontology annotation, cellular component: cytoplasm. The coding region runs from base 636 to 5618 and encodes 1660 amino acids. Gene Ontology annotation, biological process: regulation of GTPase activity; regulation of actin cytoskeleton organization. Gene Ontology annotation, molecular function: actin filament binding; GTPase activator activity; calmodulin binding. The record is from RefSeq and is a predicted model, not a curated record. The transcript has 38 exons. NCBI's taxonomy places the organism in Eukaryota, Metazoa, Chordata, Lepidosauria, Squamata, Cordylidae.